AGCCGCUUGUGGUGAAUGAAAGGGCAUGUAUCUGUGAGGUACCAGAGGCUGAAGGAGAGCGGCCCGGCCCGGAGGUACCGACCCCGCUCUGAUAGCUUCUACCGGGGCAGAGCCUGCGUGAUCUUCCUCUCGACCCUGGACAAUCCCAUCGCUGCCGCCACAGCUGGAUUCGUUACACACAAUGUCGCACAAUAUGAACACAGAGCGCUGUUUUUACUCCAAGCAAGAGCUUCUCCAUAGUGUCAGCGACUAUGAACUGGAAUCUUCUGAAUCCCAAGAGCAGCCAGAAACACUAGCACCCAUAAGUUCUCCAGAAUCAUACGAACCCCAAAAUAAUAACAUCACACCCAAGAUCAAACCUCUAGAGAACGACGCGCGUGAAAUCAAAUUUGUGCCCUCGGAAAGGGAGAACCGGUGCGGCUGGGGGUUGCUAACGCCAAAGUGCCUUCAGGUUUUCAAUAACCCCAAGGGGGUGUUAGUUUUUCUGUGUGCGGCUUCUUUCCUGCAAGGGAUGACCGUCAAUGGCUUUCUCAACACCGUGAUCACCACAAUUGAACGGAGAUUCUACCUGCGCAGUUACCACACCGGACUGAUUGCAAGCUCUUAUGACAUCGCGGCCUGUUUAUGCCUGACGUUUGUCAGCUAUUUCGGAGGAAGUGGGCACAAACCUCGCUGGUUGGGAUGGGGUGUCUUUAUUAUGGGCAUCGGCUCCUUUAUUUUCGCACUACCCCACUUCUCUAAUGAUUCCUAUGAAAUCAACUUCAAUUUCGACACAGAAGGAUGUCGCUCCAACCGCACACAGCAGCUUCCAGAAAGUGCCUCAAGUCUUUCCAACUAUAGGUUCGUUUUCAUGUUGGGCCAGUUCCUUCACGGGAUUGGGGCCACUCCGCUCUACACCCUGGGGGUGACGUACCUGGAUGAAAACGUCAAAUCUAGUAACUCCCCUGUGUAUAUUGGUAUAUUUUAUACAGCUGCCAUUGUUGGACCCGCCGUUGGUUACCUCCUGGGGGGGUUCUUCCUCAAUAUAUACACUGAUAUCAGCAGGCAAACUGAUCUCACUCCUGGGAAUCCCCUUUGGGUUGGAGCCUGGUGGAUUGGAUUCUUGGCAGCUGGAGUGGCCGGGUUCCUCAUUUCCUUGCCGAUAUUAGCCUACCCCCAGCAGCUACCAGGCUCCCAACGUUACAUGGUUAUGAGAGUAUCUGAAGCGCAUCAGGUGAAAGAUAGCGACUCCAUUAAAGAUCCUGAGUUUGGAAAAACCAUUAAGGACCUGCCAAAGUCACUCUUGAUGCUUCUCAAGAACCCGACGUUUGUCUUCCUGUGCUUAGCGGGGGCCACAGAAGCCACACUGAUUACUGGGAUGUCGACUUUUGGGCCCAAGUUCCUGGAAUCUCAGUUCAGCCUGAGUGCAUCACAAGCUGCCACUUGCUUUGGAUAUUUGGUGGUUCCUGCUGGAGGCGGUGGCACUUUCCUUGGGGGAUUUAUAGUGAACAAACUAAAACUGAACUGCUCAGCAGCAAUCAAGUUCUGCGUGAUCUGUACGGUGAUUGGUCUGCUGUCAAUGUUCGUAUUCCUGUUGAGCUGUCCCAAUCUGGAGCUGGUCGGAGUCAACGCCCCAUACCGGGAAAGCGUCCUGCUGGAAGGCAGUCAGAACCUGACAGCGCUGUGUAAUGCUGACUGCAGAUGUUUGGAAGAGAUUUACAGCCCGGUUUGCGUAGAGGGUAAUAUCACGUAUUACUCGGCCUGCCACGCCGGCUGCUCCGAGGCAUAUUCAGACAUUAGGAAUGACCAAAAGGUGUACCAGAACUGCAGCUGUGUUGCUGGAGCAGUAGUUGUUGCGGGGAAAUGCCUGUCUCCCUGUAAUACAAUGCCGCUCCUGCUCGCCUUCGUAUUUUUGGUGAUUCUCUUCACAUUCCUGUGCAGCGUUCCUGCAUUAACGGCGACUCUCAGGUGUGUUUCUGAUAAUCAGCGCUCCUUUGCCCUUGGGAUCCAGUGGAUAUUAGCCCGAGCUUUGGGAGCCAUUCCCGGUCCUAUUGCCUUCGGUUCCAUGAUCGACAUCUCAUGUCUACGCUGGCAGAAACAAGGAGGGGCAAAUGGUUCCUGUUAUUUCUAUCAGAAUUCAGACAUGAGCAACUACAUGCUUAUGGCCGGACUGGUGUACAAGGUCCUGGGGCUGCUAUUUUUCCUGUUUGCCUUGUUUCUGUAUAAGCCUCCGCCUCUGUCCCCUUCAGGUGAGCAGAAAGGGACCAACUGCAUUAAGGGCAAUGCUGAGGAAAUCCACAAAGGACGGGAUAUAACCAGCACUCCAUCCUGAGUGCCAGCUCCUCUCUGGUCUCUCGUUCGGUUUCUCAAACACUAAUGUGCAGUGUUGCUUCUGUCCAGCAGUCUCUUCUGGCGUUGCAGGGAACUCUCAGUUAUGUAACAGUUGCUGCGACUGGCGUCCCGAGGAAGUGCUACACUACACAGUGUAAAAGGGCUCGGCUGUUACUACUGGUUUCUGCAGUGCGUUAAUGCAGAGAGGUUCAGCCUUAGAGCAUUUGAUACAACAGGUUAUUAUGUUUAUCUGUAUGUCAGAUUUAUUCCGGGGGGGGUCCCGAAGUUAAAAAAAACCAAAAAAACUUGAUUUAUGUUAAGUCUGAUAACGUGUUCUGCAGAUAAGAACCCUCUCUGUCCCUAUGCCCUAGAGGUGCUGUGGGGCCCAAUGAGCCUUCAAUAGAGGCAGUACUGCCACGUGAAAAGACCACACAUUUCACAGUUCAAGUGACAGUAAAGCAGCUUGCCAGUUCCAGCAGGAACAGCAGGAGAAUGUGCGACUGCACCUCAAUGCGCUCUAUACACCAGACUGGCUCUUUUUCAUGAUUGGGCCACACAGUAAUUCAUUAUAAGGAAUUAGGUCUCGUUAAUACAUGGUUGUGCCGACAUAUCAAUAUUACAUGUAUUACUUUUAUUUAUCCUUUAUUCAGCAUACAUUUUCUAUAAGCAUUUGAACCGGGAUCCUUUGAGGUAAGUUAUUAGCAGAAAUCUCCCAUAUAUACAGAACUGUUUAUUCACGACUUUUCAUAGACGUGUAGGCUUAUUAUAGAUAAACAGAUUCCACUUCAGGGUUCUUAAGGCGGCCAAAUGAGAGGAUCUUCUCCCGAUAUUGGGCUAAUUCGAUCACUUGGCCCUAGGGCCAAAGGUCGAAUUAGAAUGGAGGGCAUAGGUGCUGCCUGAUAGAGACGGGUAGCCCCGCCAACGGUGCCUAUACAAGCUGCUGAAUCAGCCCCUGUAUGGCUACCUUUAGAGAUCUGGCCACAGAAAGUGACCACUGUACAAUUAGCAGAGAGGGCCCUCUAGUGGCAAGGCCAGAGAAUUGCAGUUUCUCAUACUGAAUACUGAGGCCGUUUCUGUAUUAAACGUUCCCCAUUCCCUGUUCACUUAAGUAACUAGCACAUACACAAGCCCUGCUCUUUGUAUUGAACCAAGCACAUAAGAAAUGUUUAUAUGUUUAAUAUUCAUAGCUGUGCCCUUAUUCUAUUUUCAUGCAGAUCUGCAUGUUCUGAUCCAAAAGUAGCCUGGGAAUUGAACCCGCACACAAGCCUAAACUGACCUAUAACAUAAUAGUGACACCCCAUACUUAUACAGUCUGUACACUGAGAGAGGCAGAGCCGACUGCGAGCUAUAGUGCAACUACACACUUUAGUUUAAAAGACAAGGAAAGUAUCCUUAUCCACUAAAGAGUUGUGUUCAGCAACUACCUAUUGUUGUAUGAAGGGCUACUACUUAUUAUUUAUACCAGAGGAAAUAGUAUUUAUGUUUCUAUUUAUCACAAUGUUACACACGGGGGGGGUACCUUUAAUUCCACUGUACCUUUUCUUUGUACGAAUUGUUAUUUUUGUAUAAAGUUUGAUAAAAUUCAGAUGAUACUUUA
Molecule: messenger RNA, 3907 nt
Organism: Xenopus tropicalis (tropical clawed frog)
Lineage: Eukaryota; Metazoa; Chordata; Amphibia; Anura; Pipidae
Gene: slco4a1
Product: solute carrier organic anion transporter family member 4A1
Exons: 12
Coding region: 182-2311 (709 amino acids)
Biological process (GO): transmembrane transport; thyroid hormone transport
Cellular component (GO): plasma membrane; membrane
Molecular function (GO): transmembrane transporter activity; serine-type endopeptidase inhibitor activity
Source: RefSeq, marked provisional